Phymastichus coffea is the source of this 1127-nucleotide messenger RNA. RefSeq lists its product as uncharacterized. The transcript is spliced from 2 exons. The record is from RefSeq and is a predicted model, not a curated record. The coding region runs from base 492 to 1004 and encodes 170 amino acids. Gene Ontology annotation, cellular component: BLOC-1 complex. NCBI's taxonomy places the organism in Eukaryota, Metazoa, Arthropoda, Insecta, Hymenoptera, Eulophidae.
GUAGAUGGUUUUUAAAGUUUUCAAUUAAACGUGAUUUUCAAUUUUUUUUUUAUAGUAAUUACUUUUCACAGUUUAAAUAAUCGACACAAUUUUUUGGACCUAGCCAAACCUUGGAUUUGUUACUAACACGUAGUUUUGAUUCAUUCGCUCAUUCAUUCUAAUGAAAGAAUUUUUUAAAUACCAAAUUUGACGAAAAGUCAUCGAUUAAUUGUUCAUUAAACAAUAUAACAAUUGACAAAUUAAUUAUUCCGCAGUUAUAUUCUUCAAAUUGUCAGAGAAUCAUCAUUGGAUCGGCAAUCUUGACAGUGACAUUUAGCAAGUGGUUUUGUUUACAUAUAGUGAAUAGUAUGAGUAAAUAAAGCUAAGAAAUUGAAAUUGAUUACUAGUGAGGUACAGAGUUUUCACAAUAAAUUUCACAGAUUCAAAUAAAAUAAGAAGUCUGAAGUUUUAUAUAGCUACAAUUGUGCAGCUUUUUAAGAAAUUUUGGAAUAAUGGAGGCUAAGGCUGUGAUAGUUUCUGGAGAAGCUCCAGAGUCAGAUGAUGAAUCAAUCACUGUAAAAACUGGAAUAACUUUUCCUUCCCUGCUAGCAGGAAAUCCUUGUGGUACAAUAAUCCAAGGAGAAGCAAAAGAAUCUGACGAUGACAACAGUAGUAUAAACAGUGUUAGUUAUAUGAUGGAUCCAGCCAACUGUUCAUAUGUUGAGAUACACAAAGGUCCAAAGGUUGAAAGGAGCUGUGUCAAAUAUAACAGCUUACUGCAUAAAAAGUUACGUGAAUGUAACAAAACAUUGGACAGAGAUAUUAGAGAAUUAAUUAGUACAACUGUUACACAUGCAGUUGAGGAGUUGAAUGAAACAAAUAGACAACUCUUAAAAAGUGAAUUAGUGCUGCAGGAGACUGUUGGAAAAUUCCAAACUUCUGCAAGUCAAUUCGAAGAAAUUUUAAAUCAAUUGUUUAGUAUAGCAGAUGAAGAAUAUUUUGAUAGCAUUAUAGUAAAAAAAUAACUGGUCAGUGUUAAUUUAUUUUGAUAAGUUUGUUAAAAUUUAAAUUGUUGAUGUUAUACUAAACAAAUCAUGUUUUUACUGUUGUAAAAAUAUUUUUUUUAUUGCUAAAAAUAUACAUUAAUU